UAUGUCAGUGAUAUAUAAGUGAUGAGAAUGUCUGUACAGCGCUGUGGAAUAUGUCAGUGAUAUAUAAGUGAUGAGAAUGUCUGUACAGUCAGUACAGUAAUUACAGUAUAGUGUAUAAGUUAAUAAUAUAUUAUUAAUUGCUGCAGGUAAAUGUAAUGGUCUCCUCCACUGACGAGCAGGCGGUUGAGGGGAUCUAUGGCUUCCUUCCUGAUAAUCGUCUUUUCCAUGAUACAUUGUCACCAUUGCUCUUACAUUACUUAUUAUUGACUGUUUUGAAAGUUAUGAAUUACUGAUUGUUAUGUAGUUCUUUAUUUCUGGCCAUUUAGAUGGUGACGUAAUAAAGUCUUUGGCCGAUCAUUUUUACAGAUUUUUGUGGUUUUCUUGUAUAUUCGUGGUAAUUCGUGGUAUUGGUCUGACUUCUAAUCCUCAAACAUAGAACAGUUACGUCUGUCUCUUGUUGCCGGGUCAUCUCCGCUCUCCGAUACGUGUUUGCAAACACAGAACCCAAUCUGCCCGGGCGGUGAAUACUUCAUCAUCUCAUAGUCUACAUUAUAAACUGGAUGAUAUCACAUCCGUGUCACUACUGAAUGAGACCAAUAGGAGGCAGAAGAGAGUCCAAAGAGGACCAGCCAGAUUAAUAAAUAACCGGCAGGUAUAAAACCUGGAGAUGACUGGACCGGAGAUAAUAUCCUGCAGGUGAUUUCAGGGGCUGCACGCAGAAUAUCCGGAUGGAUCGCCCCCCUCUGCUGCUGCUGCUGCUGCCCGCCUGGGGGACGAUAUUCUCACUACAUUCAGGUCCUGUGACGCUCGCUGAGCAGGUGGACGGCACUGUCGGAGGAUCCGUGCUCUUCAGUCUGGACAUUCACACUCCGGCCGAUCAGGAGGUCAUCUGGAUGACUAAGGAUUCCAUUGAUGCUAUUGUGGUAAUGAGACCUUGUGCUGAGCCGACCUGCAGUCCCAGCUACAAGGACAGGUGUGAAGUCCUCAGCAAUGGGUCCCUGAGGCUGGAGAACCUCAACGAGAAGGACACCGGAACAUACACCGUGACUGUCCUGGACCUGAUCGGACUCACACUUCGGGAAGUCGUUUAUUACCUGCAAGUCAACUGCGCUGCCUCGGUGGUGAACGGAGUCCUCGGGGGGGCGGCUUUCUUUAAUGUGUCUGUGGAGAGUCUGACAACUCUGGAAAUAACAUGGAGAUUUGGGGACAAUCUCAUUGUACAAGUCGCUUACAACUCGUCUCCCGAAUGCUUCCAUCAGUUAUUUAAAAAGUAUGACAUCUAUGUAAAUGGAUCCCUGAAGCUGUGCGAUCUCACAGAGGAAUACGAGGGGGACUACACCCUGUCUGUAAACAGGACCGGAGAAGCCCUGAAGGUCCAGCACUACCAGCUCAGGGUCUACCCUUCUCUUAAUGCCCCGGUUCUCAGGCCUGAACACCAGGAGCUCAUCAAUGGCACCAAUGUGACCCUUCAUUGUGAUGACGGGAAUCAGACUGUGACUACGUACACCUUCUACCAUGAUAAGGAGAAGAUCUGCUCCAAGCCCCAUGUCACCUGCAGGGGAUCAUCCCUGGACUUCACCCCGAUAUCUGAGAUUUACAAUGGGUCCUACACCUGCCGCAUCGAGAACCUGGUCAGCUCCAACACCAGUGACCCCAUCAAUGUGACGGUAUCGUGGUACCCAGAGGGUGGCAUUCUCUGCACCACUAAUACCAUAAACCAGGAUGUACGGCUAGGCUGUUCAUGGCCAGGAGGAAACCCUGCAGCUAAUGUGACCAUGAUCUAUGAUAACAGGACAGAGACGGGGCAGGACAGAGUCUCCAGAAAUGUGUCUUCUAUAAAUAUUAUCUUAGGGUCCAACCUCACCUGUAAUGGACACCAGCUGGGAAGACAGUCAACUUGUGCACUAUUAUUUGAGCCUCCACAGUCCCCCGACCAUGAGGUCAGUUCAGCAAUAAAAGUAGCAGAAGGAGAAACAGUCAACCUGACGCUGGCUUUGCGCUCUGGAGCCCGGUUACGAGCCUUCUCCUCCUCUCUCCAGAUCCUUCCUGCUAAUUUCUCUUGGUUCUAUGACUCCAUGCCUAUACAGAGUAAUGAGAAGUUUCAGGUGACCUCCACGAAUGAGUCUUCCAGGCUCCGAAUCUUCAAGGUGUCUGAACUGAACUCUGGGAAUUAUACAUGUAGAGCCGAAAACGUUAUUGGCACAAAAGAGUUCAUGUUCACCCUCACUGUUACUCCUCAGGGCCUCAAUAUUGAUAAGAUAUCGGGAAUUGUCCUUGGGAUACUGGCCGGACUGCUCAUCGCCGCUGUUGGAGUCAUGGUGCACUUCAUUUUGAAGAGAAAGCAAAUGAAGCCUAAAGCAUUAAUUUAUGAGAACGCGGAUUCGUCGUUAUCUAACAUCUAUGAAAAUACUGGACCGGGAGAGCCGAAAAUCCAGCAUCCAGACGAGUCAGUAUACUGUAAUGUGUUGCCAGGCCGCAGGACAUGAUCAGGCUGGAACAUCUGCUCUGGAGCACAAGCUGCUGCUUCAUCACGUGAACAUCAUGGGCAGACAAGUGACAGCUGAAGUCCCUGUGGCCCAUUGUCUCUACACCGGUGGACUGCAGCAGUACGACGCACCACGAGACUCAAUGUCUAAACCCAAGAAAGCAGAGGAAAAGCAGCAGAACAUGAAAACGUCCUCAGGACGCCGCUCAAGAUGUGUGAACAGGACGUACAAACUGCUGACAAAAACCGCACUAUGAGCCCAAAAUUCCACCGAAAUCAACACUCAUUUACUCAUUAGUGGCUGCACGUGGCAGUCGUACUCCAGUGGUGAAUGCUACUAAUAAGCGCUAUGCUUUCUUAUAUACCUGCUAUAUAAUGAUUGUA
This is a messenger RNA of Bufo gargarizans (Asiatic toad), 2869 nucleotides long. Its product is annotated as carcinoembryonic antigen-related cell adhesion molecule 1-like. The record is from RefSeq and is a predicted model, not a curated record. The transcript has 10 exons. Bases 729 to 2486 code for a protein of 585 amino acids. Lineage: Eukaryota; Metazoa; Chordata; Amphibia; Anura; Bufonidae.